Lodderomyces parapsilosis is the source of this 636-nucleotide messenger RNA. RefSeq names its product mitochondrial 54S ribosomal protein uL16m. Gene Ontology annotation, biological process: mitochondrial translation. The transcript has a single exon. Gene Ontology annotation, cellular component: mitochondrial large ribosomal subunit; ribosome. Gene Ontology annotation, molecular function: rRNA binding; structural constituent of ribosome. The coding region runs from base 1 to 636 and encodes 211 amino acids. The record is from RefSeq and is a predicted model, not a curated record. Lineage: Eukaryota; Fungi; Ascomycota; Pichiomycetes; Serinales; Debaryomycetaceae.
AUGUUCACUAGCCUAUCCAAAAACACGCUGGUAUUCACCUCAAUAUUUAAACGUUUCAAACACGAAUAUGCUCCCAGGUUCAGAGAAGUUGAGAAAGCUCAAAAGGGAAGGGUUUCUGUCAGAACAGGUGGUUCAAUCAAAGGAAACAGUUUAGAGUUUGGCAAGAUUGGAUUACGUUUGAAAUCACGUGGAUUGAGAAUGAGCGCUAAUCAAUUAUUAGCAGCUGACAAAGUGUUGCGUCGUGAAUUACGUCCCACGAAAUCGAAACUUUUUACUCGUUUUGUUUGUGAUUUGGCCGUUUGUAUAAAAGGUAAUCAAACAAGAAUGGGUAAAGGUAAAGGUCCCUUUGAUCACUGGGCAACAAGAGUCCCUACAGGAAAAGUGCUUUUUGAGAUAGAUGGAGGUAUUCAUGACAAAGUGGCUAGAGAAGCAUUGCGUAAAGCGGCUGACAAGUUGCCCGGAUUAUAUGAGAUUAUAACUCCAGAAUCGAAAAUUAGGGUGAGUAUGACUGAUUUGAUUGAUAAACCAGAAAAGAUUAAUUAUGUUGAAAAAUUGAAUGCUCAACCAAGUAAAAAGUGGAGAAAUAUCCAAGAUUUCAAGACCAACCCAAUGUAUAAGUUGUAUAGCGGGAGGUAG